Ochlerotatus camptorhynchus is the source of this 1562-nucleotide messenger RNA. It is a transcript of the gene Dak1, whose product is annotated as cytidine/uridine monophosphate kinase Dak1. Gene Ontology annotation, cellular component: nucleus; cytoplasm. The record is from RefSeq and is a predicted model, not a curated record. The transcript is spliced from 2 exons. Gene Ontology annotation, molecular function: ATP binding; UMP kinase activity. Lineage: Eukaryota; Metazoa; Arthropoda; Insecta; Diptera; Culicidae. Bases 104 to 991 code for a protein of 295 amino acids. Gene Ontology annotation, biological process: 'de novo' pyrimidine nucleobase biosynthetic process; UDP biosynthetic process; CDP biosynthetic process.
AACAAGUGCCUCAUAAAAAUUAGCAAACAGUGUUCGAUUAACUAAAUUGAAAAUAAACAAACGAACAUCCCACCUCACUCGGUUAAAAAACAUCCAGAUUUUUAUGAAUUCCGCAAUUUUGCUCCGAACACUGACGACGUCGAUUGGCAGCACCGCCGCCGGUAAGCAGCUCCUCCUUUCUAGGUCAUCAACGUCAGUUUGCGAAUGCUAUCGUUCGAUCGUCAGUAGUGUUGGUGCUUUCGCUACGAGUACGUCAUUUUCUGCGGCGAGUGCGGCGGCGUUGCUCAUCAGCAGCCAUCGGAGUGCAUCAACAGCAACAGCAGCAGCAGUAGCAAUCAAUAGUAAGCAAUUCCUUCCGGUUAGCAGAGGUGGCAAUAGCAGCAGAAAAAUGAGCAGCGAUUCAGCAAAGCCAAAGAUUGUGUUCGUGCUUGGGGCGCCCGGUGCCGGAAAGGGUACCCAGUGUGAAAAGAUCGUGGAGCACUUUGGCUUCACGCAUUUGUCCGCUGGGGAUCUGCUGCGGGAGGAACGGAAGCGGGACGGUUCCGAGUACGGGGCGCUGAUUGAGGACAACAUCAAGAACGGCCGGAUCGUACCGGUGGAGAUUACCUGUGCCCUGCUGGAGAAUGCGAUGAACAAGACCAAGGAGGCCACCGGUAACGACAAAUUCCUGAUUGAUGGUUUCCCUCGGAACGAGGACAACUUGCAGGGAUGGAACCUCAAGAUGGCCGAAAAGGUGCAGCUGUUGUGUGUGCUCUUCUUCGAGUGUUCCGAAGAUCAGUGCAUCCAGCGGUGCCUGAAGCGUGGCGAGAGCAGUGGCCGUUCGGACGAUAAUCUGGAGAGUUUGAAGAAGCGCUUCAACACCUACAUCAACGACACGAUGCCCAUCAUUGAGCACUACCGGAAGCAGGACCUGGUGAAUGCCAUCGACGCUGCACCGACACCGGACGAGGUAUUCGAAGCGGUCAAGUGCGCCUUCAAAGGCACCAAGUAAAAUUUCACAACCAAAUGGAACACAAAACGAAGAACCAGAAACGGGACGGAGGUAAGAAGGUGGCGGCGUUAUCCAUUUUAAUUACAGAUUGAUUCAUAUAUUUAGACUGCAAUAGUUGCACACGUGCAGGUGCAAAAAUGCUACCAUUGCCUAACAAGCGUUGUUUUUAUCAAGUCAUUCCGUACAGUUGAAUCCUGAAACGAAUCAUAAUUGCAAAAUAAAAUUGGUAGCAAGCUCGGAAUCUGGUCCAAAAGAAAGAAAAAAAGGGAAGUGUACUAAUAGAGCUCUCUCACGUUGCUUUGAGAGAUGUUAAGUAUUUAUAUGUCAAAUGUUGAAACUUGCUUCACGCCAGUUAAGUAUUAACCUAGGUACCGAAUAUCGCAGCAAGUUAAUAAUUGUGUGUAGUAGAACAAAGCCAAAGUGCGGAAUUUUGCGGUUCGCGUAGCGGGCGAUUCCGUUGAUUGGUUAGGAGGGAUAUUAGGCAAAUCGUAGGGAAAUUAGCUGUGGAACCGGAGUGUUAAUUAUGUGGAAAUCGAAGUCGAAUAAAUUCAGUGAGUGCAUUUUACCUGGA